Messenger RNA from Plasmodium adleri (nom. inval.), 2028 nucleotides. RefSeq names its product conserved Plasmodium protein, unknown function. The transcript is spliced from 4 exons. The record is from RefSeq and is a predicted model, not a curated record. NCBI's taxonomy places the organism in Eukaryota, Apicomplexa, Aconoidasida, Haemosporida, Plasmodiidae. The coding region runs from base 1 to 2028 and encodes 675 amino acids.
AUGUCGUUGAAUUAUGGACUUGAUGAAAUAAUUCAAAUAAAAUGCUCCUACAUAAUAGAUAAAUAUAAAAAUAAGUUGAAAAAAUUAAAAGAGUACAAGCAUGCCUUAAAAGAAGAAUAUGAAAAAAAAAACAAGGCCCAUUACGUAAAUAGAUAUAUGCUUAACAAAGAAAAAGAACAAAUAUAUAAGGAUAUACAUAAAUAUAAGGAGAAAUAUGAACUUGAAACCUUAGAAAAAAUAAAGGAAAAGUACAAUAACUAUUUCGCUGAUAUUUUUUUAUACGAACAAGAAUAUUAUCAAUGUAUAUAUAAAGUAUUCAAAAAUUUACUACAAAAAAAGGAGGAAAUAGAUGAAAAAGAAAAACACGCCAUCAAAUUAUAUGAAUAUGGACAUAUGAUGCUCUCUGAUAAAAAUAUAAAUGUAGAAUUUCAAAAUCUUGCAAACACCAAUAAAAUAUCUUUUAGCAUGUAUGACGUUAAAGCAUAUGAAUAUAAAAAAAAUAUAGAUAAUAUUGAUAAUAUAGAUAAUAUUGAUAAUAUUGAUAAUAUAGAUAAUAUUGAUAAUAUAGAUAAUAUUGAUAAUAUUGAUAAUGCUGAUAAUUUAGAAAAUCUUUAUAAUAUCAAUGUAAAUCAAGUUUAUGAAAGCAUCCUUCUCGAACAGAACGAUGAUAAUUAUAGUCACAUACUCAAAAACAAUAAGAGCUUUAAUAAAUUAAAUAGUGAAUAUGAUCAAAUAAAGUAUAUUCCCCAAAAUAGUAAUUAUAAUAAUAAUAUUAAUAUGUUUACCUCAAAUUUUGAUGAGUACAAUUAUUCUAUGAAUGAACAUAAACAUGUGUCAUCAAUAAGUCAAGUAAAUAUCAUAGAUCAUAUAAAUACAGCACAUAUAUUACAUAAUACUGAUAAAAAUGAUAAUACAAACGAAUCAGAUAUUAUUAUUAAAAAUGAGAAUCAAAAUUUUUAUCAGAAUGAUAUGGAUAUUCAACAUAAUAAUAUAUCUCAGAAAAAAGAAGCGUCAAAGGAUAAUGUAACAUACAUAAAAAAGAAAAUACCAAAAGAAAAUGAAAGUGAAGAAAUUAUUAUGAAUUCAACAGAGGAUAUAGAUGUGCAAGAAAAUGUAGAAGAUGAAAAUGUCAAGAGUGAAAUUAAGGAUCAUAUAAGAAAUAAUUUAGAAGACAUCGAUUUUUUCAAAAAAGAAAUUACAUUCGAAGAAAUAAAUAUAAAUAAAAAUGAUAAAAAUAUCUUUCUUCCAAAUAAUGAUGAGAAAGUAGAAGAAAAUAAAUUUUUAAAAAAAAGUGCAAGUACCACAAAUGAUAUUUUGAAUUCACAUAUAUUAAAUAAUAGUCAUGAUAUAAAUUCAAAUAUUAAAUAUGGAAAAAGUGAAAAUUAUAUAAAUACACUUGAUCUACAAAAAUUACAUAAAGACAUUAUAAAAAAUGUAGAAGCAAAUAGAGAAGAUAAAUCUGAAACAAAAAAAAAAACAGAAGAAUUAGAUGAUAUUAUUGAAAAUAAUAUAGAUUUUAAUAUAUCUAGUUAUUUUAGUGGAAAUUUUGAUGAUAUUAUAGAUAAAGAAUAUUUAAUAGAAAAUGAAAAAAGUAAUAUAUUAAAUGAAAAUUCAUUUAUUAUAAAUAAUGAUCAAACUAUUCAAUAUGUAAACAAUGAAAAUAUACCCUCGAAAACUUCUUCUAUUAAAAAAAAAGAAAAUUUAAACAUAUAUAAUAAUAAUGAUGAAGAAUAUCAAUAUAUGCAAAUAUAUAAUGAAAAUAAUAAUCAAAUCCAGUCAUCCUUAUUUCAAACAUUUAACAAUUUUAAAAAUGAUUAUAACAUACAAAUUGAAAGAAUGAAUACUUUUGAAAAUUAUGCACAAGAAAUAAAUAUACUAGAAAAUUAUGAACAUAUUAUGAAUUCACUAAACUUAGAUAAUACAUUAAUUAAAAAUGAAAAUAAUAAAAAUAACGAAAAUCCAAUGUUGAAUAUAAGUAAUAUCAACGAUAUCAUAAAUUACAUGAGCAACAAUAUAAAAAAGAAAUAA